CAUAUUUCCGUGUUUCCUACCCAGCUACCCAGCUACCCAGCUCCCUACGUUAAGCGUUAGGUACUAAUGCAAAAUCGGCAAGUGUUUAGGCGCCUCAUUAUGUACCUGCUAAUGCGGGUCCCCCGCCAAAUCUAGCCCUAAGUUCUAACUCUCUAACUCUCACUUUGACGGUUGACUUGAUUUUUGGAGCUAGGUUUAGGUAGGUAUUUGCAUUGUACAACAUAAUCUGGAGAUUUGAAAUACUACUUACUAAAUGCACAGGAAGUCAGUUCUUACGUUUUUUAAUGUAAGAAUAUUGCGCAACUACCAAAUAUAAAACUUUAUCUUACUUUAGAUCUAGGAACAUAGCGCCUCGACUUAAAAGGGAGUACAACAACAAUAACAACAACACACACAUGCUUAGUGCCCGAUAUGACUGCUUCGUAUGCGGUUAAUGUAGGCGCAUGUACUUCCAAUAGCUGUUGUUACAGGUGCCUUAGGCCUACACAAGACGCCAGCAUUUACGGUGCACGGAUCCAGGUUACAUCAAACUUGCAUCUAUGAUUUCCGACCGAAGAAUAUGUCACAUCGUCAGGCAUCUCUUGCCAGGCUCAUCCAUCACUCUUUGUCCAAAUACGGAAGUUCUUAUAAACGGCUAUACGGACGUCCUUAAUAUAAACUGCCUAUAGAUAUCGGACCUGUAGUUACCUUAAUUUACCUUAUGACGGACAUAGAUUCGGAUGCAGAGCCGGAUAGCCCUCCGGCCACGCCGGCCCUGCAAACGCCCCCUCGGAGCGCCAAGUUAGAGGAGUAUCAUCCCCCCUGGUCCUUAUACCACGCUGCUGCAACUCCUCAAUCAUCACCACCAGCCUCUCCGUCCUUGCCGUCCUUGCGGCUUCACUCCUUAGGCAUGUCUCCGUUCUCUCCAGCGCGUCGCCAGUUUACGUCGCCCCUUAUUAAAUCUGCAUCCCUUGUGCAUCUAACUGAGGCGGGGCGACCUGGGCGAGAAUCCGUUGUACAAGACAGCAAAGACGUCCUCGUACAGCGACUAAAUAAUCUUGCCGCUCAGCUAAGCAAACAGGAUAAUAUCCAAGAGCAGAAUGUCAAUAGACUGCAUGCGAAAGUGGACGAGAUGGAAAAGGCUCUAUCCACGCGAGAUUAUCCGCCAAAUCAGAAGUCUCUAAAGUCGAGACCUACCAGCAUAGUACUGCAGGAUAGCAGAAAUGAACGCGACUCCUUCUGGGGACCGCUAACACCUGGGCAUACGAUGCCUAGUAUUUCAACCGCGCCGUUACCUACGUACACGACUUCAUCUACUCAAACUGAAGAAAGUCGUGAUGCACGUGAAGUUGUCGCCGCUAAAGGGUCUCAGUUGUCGUCAGUGCAGGCUAAUCGAGUCGCCGCGGAAGCACAAAUUUUGUGCAAGGAACUAGAAGAGGUUGUCUCAGGACUACGCGCUCGACAGGAGGAAACAGAUCAUAUCCACGAACUACUUAUCACACGUGCGGAACGCGCCGCGCAGAGAAUCAUUUACCUUGAAAAGCGGGUCAAGGAACUCGAAUGUGAACGAAACGAAGGUGAGAUGGAGAUGCUCAGCCUACAGAUUCAGCUAAAGGCGAUCGAGGUGCAGUGCUUAAGCUACGUGCCGAAAGAUGCCGAUGAGGAAUUGCGAGAAAGCAUUUCGGCAUGGAAGACGGAGUGGUCUGCCCUGAAGCGAAAAAGGGCUCGAAGAAAAGCUAGCGCAGGCGAAGAUCUAAGGACAUUGGGAACUCACAUCAGACAGCCGAAAAAUACGAAUUCCCCAGGCUGAAUGAAUACCGUACCGGCUACUUUUGUACAUCAUCGCCUGCUGAAGCCCGAAUGUUUCUAGCGGUCUAGGGGUAUUACUUAGAGGGGUAAACGGCGGUGGCGAUCAUACAUAUAUUCC
Molecule: messenger RNA, 1906 nt
Organism: Daldinia caldariorum
Lineage: Eukaryota; Fungi; Ascomycota; Sordariomycetes; Xylariales; Hypoxylaceae
Exons: 3
Coding region: 701-1789 (362 amino acids)
Source: RefSeq, a predicted model, not a curated record